ACAGCUUCGGAUUCAAUUCAUUGUCUCUACCUUCUAGCUUGCUUCUUCAUAGCUUCCCAACAUACCUUCCACACUUUUAAUAGCUACCUCUCAAACAUCAUCUACCAUCAUGUCUGGAGUCUGGUACUGCUGCGAUUGCUCCUCUGGACCUCACCGGCUAGGCCUUGACGACACCUGCCUUCAGUGCGAUCAACCACGCUGCUCGAACUGCCACAUUGAUACUCAGGACACUGUUCCGCACCACUGUCACGAGUUGUCGCCAUACGCACAGGCUCCAGCUCCCCAGAACUGUGAACUGUCGGGGAACCUUGUCGCAAAGAUGCCGUCCAUGCUGGGAUGUAACAAGUCCAUCCUCCGUGCUUCCUUACACCACAGCCAUGCCUUGCAACAUGGCAUGCCUGGGAUCAACAGCCAGGACUCCCGGGGUACGGUCAACCAUGGCAGCCUAUACUUCUGCUGCCAGUGUGGAGAUGGACCAAAGCUGUGGGACAACCAGCCGAGAUGUGUGAUCUGCCAACAUAACAUUUGCGGAUACUGCAAGCCGGCGAAAUAAAGCAUGAGAAUGGUGACAUGAAUUGAUGUCAACGCAUUGUUUGAUCUACGACCACCUAAUCCAUCGAUUGCGGGUACUUUAUCUGAGCGUUAUCGUUAUGAGCGGCAUGAACAUGGAACAGACAUGACCAGGAGUCUAGGGUUUCUUUUCUUUCCAUUUUCUUUACUCCAUUUGCUUUCUGCUAUUAAUUUCCUUUCUUUUAUUUGGUGAUUUUCUUUUGCAUGAGCGAUUGCAUAAUCUUGGUUGAAUUCUCAAGUGUGUCGAGUUUAGUUCUGUUUUUGGUUUCGGGUUUUUUAUUACAUGGAUG
This is a messenger RNA of Aspergillus costaricaensis CBS 115574, 860 nucleotides long. RefSeq lists its product as uncharacterized. The transcript is spliced from 2 exons. The record is from RefSeq and is a predicted model, not a curated record. Lineage: Eukaryota; Fungi; Ascomycota; Eurotiomycetes; Eurotiales; Aspergillaceae. The coding region runs from base 110 to 553 and encodes 147 amino acids.